Messenger RNA from Epinephelus lanceolatus (giant grouper), 7663 nucleotides. RefSeq names its product proline rich and Gla domain 3 (gene prrg3). Gene Ontology annotation, molecular function: calcium ion binding. Gene Ontology annotation, cellular component: extracellular region. The record is from RefSeq and is a predicted model, not a curated record. Lineage: Eukaryota; Metazoa; Chordata; Actinopteri; Perciformes; Serranidae.
UCCCCCGCCCUUUCCUCGUGCGUCAUUCGAUACUUAUCAGGGUCCUCAUUGGCCAGUUUCAGGGAUUCCUCCUCUUCUAUUGGCUCUCUAAUACGUCAAUCACGGUCAUUUGCAUGACUGGUGUGGGAGUUCCCUGGAGUUGGAGAUGGAAGGGGAAAGGCUUCUACCAAGCGGAAUGAAGGUCUGCUGUCUUUUGGAGUGUGAGUAACAGGGCAGAAGCAUGGCUGCUGCAUUCCUGGAUGGUAAGGAUGCUCACUCCAUCCUGAAGCGUUUCCCUCGAGCCAAUGGCUUUCUUGAGGAGUUGAGACAGGGGAACAUCGAGAGGGAGUGUGGUGAAGAGAGCUGCAGCUUCGAAGAGGCCAAUGAAGUGUUUGAGAACAAAGAGAGAACGAUGGAGUUUUGGAAAACUCGCAGCGUCUACACGGUGAGCAGCAACAGCGAGGGACGCUCUGAGCGUGCCGACACCGUCUACAUGGUGGUACCUCUGCUGGGAGUGGCCCUGCUCAUCAUCAUCGGCCUCUUCCUCCUUUGGAGGUGCCAGCUUCAGAAGGCCACUCGUCGACGCCCCGCCUACACCCAAAACCGCUACUUGGCCAACAACCGCAACACCCGCAGUCUGCCACGAAUUCUGGUUCACCGGGAAGCACAUAGUGAAAGCUCACACCAGGAGUCCAGUUCACGUCCCACUGUGGUGGUGAGCGGUGCUGAGAGAGGAGCAGGUUCCCAGUCGGACUCUCGUGGCCUCCACCAGCAGAACACUUGUGCCCUUUAUGUCCAGGACUCCUCUAUGUCAGUGGCCUCACGGUUGUCCGGCGCAACACCACCUCCAUCUUAUGAAGAGGUGACAGGACACCUGGAAAGCAGUGGUGACGAGACCUCAGCACCUUCAUACAGCGACCCUCCACCCAAAUAUGAGGAGAUUAUAAAGGAGAAAUGAAACCAAGGCAACAAUAAUGCUGCCAUGGCUGUUGCUCCCCUGCUGUGUCUGAAGGAGGUCAGCGCUGCCAGAAGAGCAGCUUCUGCCUCAGUUGGUGCUGCUGGCUGUGGGUUGCUGUAACCCAUGUUGUAAUUCCCACUUUUCUGCACCAUACCUUUGUUUCACUCAUAGGUGCAACCUAAAGCCAGUCACUGCCAUGAUUAUAUGUGCCACCCAGGAUUAUUGUUCAUAGUUGACCCUAAACACCUAAUCAGAUAUUUUAUUUCCUUGUCUUCAUUUUGCUUUGGCAAACUGAAUGGCAGACUGUGUUCCUGGUGCAGGUGCAGUGAGAUACAUGGAGAGGGUCUGGCAAGCAGGAUGCUCACUGAUCCAUCUUUGGCCCUUGUAGCAGGCCAGAAAAGCGGACAGGACAAUUUGAGGUGGCAAUGAAGCUCCAUGCUGCAGCUGGGCUUUUACACUUGCAGAGCAGUCACUGUGACUGUAAGGUUUCCUUGGCAGUGUGCAUAUAUGACUUUAAACUGUAUAUUCACAGUCAGUAGUGGAAGUAUUUGACCUUGAGUCACAGCUGUCGUUUAGUUGGAUAUUAUCAUGGUUUAUUGUUUUAGAUCAUUUACAAGUUUGGUUUUUGCAGAUAAAAUAAAAAAGUGACUCUCGUGUGAAGGCGAGAUUAAAAAGCACUUCUCAUCCUUAAAGGAAAGACCCAUAAGAUACAUCUUCUAAUGCUAAAUCCCUAUUCCACUUUAGAUCAUUCAGCUACCAACAAGACUGAGCUCAUUUACUUUCCUAAUACUUGCACUAUUGACUAUCUUGAUCAUUGCAAGGUUUUCUGACCACCUCCACACACCAGCUGUUGUUCACUGCUGUGAGAGGAAAUCCCUGCAGUUGUGCUUCCUUCUCACAACCUCACCAUCACUACGACUACAAAUGUGUGUAGACUGAUGCUAUGAGUUCUUAGUAAUCAUUUCACCAGCGCUGUGCCAUAUAGAGGCAGGUUUAUUUGUUGCCAAAUGUUCAUUGUCUUAACACUUAACCAUACCUGCUACCUUACUGUGACCACCGGUGUUAAUAUUUGACCAAACAUUUAUGGUGGGAGCUUUGUAUUGACAAAUUUAAUGGAGGGUUGUUGUUUUGAGUCAACCCUCUCAAUUCUUGCAUAUUUGUUGUGAUUGCAGUAUGGGUUAGGAUUGCUGAAAAGUUUAGUUGACACCAGUUUUGAUAGGUCAUUAAUGAAGCAAAAUUUCCAACACAUGCUUAAUCCAGUCUCUCCAAAGGCUGGAUUUGCUGCUUUACUCUGUUUUAUAUCUUCAAAAAUUGAAUAUCUUUGGGGUUUUGGACUGUUUGAUUCAUAUGAUAAUUCAUAAUGAAAAUAACCAAGGCAAGGGUGAAUACAUCAUUCAGCCCCACAAAGCUGAACAGCAGUAGAGAAUCAAACUCCUGCUUACCAUGAAAGCAUGAGUGGACCUCAGAGGUACUCUGACACAAUGAGAAGAAUCACUAUCUUAUUAUGACAGUCACAAAACUUUCAUCCUCUAAAUCCCUGAGCUUCUCUGUAAAUGACUGUCCUGGUAGUUCAGACAUAUACAGCCCUAAUUCUGUGAAUGUGCUAUGUGCAUUUAAAUUCAUGUACUGUAUGUGUGUAGAUGCACACAUGCACAUUCACGCACGCUCACAAAGAGCACAAUCAGCAGUCCCAGCUCUGUUACACUCCACUGUACGAUGAGUCAGUUGAGCACCUUUGUUGCAGUUGCUGAGUGGAUUGAACUGUGUUUGCCUCAGUCCUGAUAUUAUAAAAUUACCUUGUUUAUAGUUGUUAUGUUUCACAGUUUAUUGGAUUUCUUUUAGGGGUUCAAGCCCAAAAGUCCACCUGACUAGAUUUUCUGCCAUUUUGGGCAUCUCCUCCCAGGUUAGAAUUGUACUAAAUUUUUUAUGGAUCAUUAUUGGACCGAGCUUAUCAAUUUUUUAAAAAGCUUAUUGAUAUCACAUUUUGUUCUGAAGAUUUAGACCAAUGAACUGUAAAGGGGUGUGGCUUAGCACAUAAACAGACCUAACUCCACAGUCAUUGGGCAAGUCGUCACGAAACUUGCAUGAUAUAGGCUCGGACAUACUUUCUGCAUUGAACAUCCACGGAGAGGUGCGGUCACACCGACACGAACUAAAUUCUAUCUUUAGUGAAACUGACAAUCUACUUCAGCCCCCGGUGGUAAACAGAAAGGCUGGGAGGGGAGCUUACCCUCCUCUUGCAGACGAUGCCAGGUGAAAGUGAAACUAAGUGAUGCUGCUGGGUCUGGAGUGAAUAUCUGUCAGAUAUCUAACUUGAAACUAACUUCAUUGUGGUUGGCUUGAAAGCAGUGUUUUGGACUGGACUGGACUGUUGAGCAAGAGAUUGGAGCAUGAGCAGUUGCCGUGCUUACUAUGCCUACAGUCCUCGUGGUCACAACAAAUGGGCUGCAUUUGAACAUCCCCACAGGGGUCUGCAUGGACCCUCGUGAACUAGGGUUGAUGACGAGAUUUACAUCACAUGGACCAAAGCUUAUCUCCAGGGACACACAUGUGGAAACUGUGAAUUGGCCUUAUGUCCACAUAAGUACCUUAAACAUACGCCGAAAGUUACAUUCAAAUUGACCACUAGAGGGCGCCACAACUACAAAAAAUGGGUGUGGCGUAACACAAAUCAGGCCACAAAUCAGAAAUUGUUUGUCUAAUCAUUGCAAAACUCUCAGGAUAUGUUACAUAAAAAUGUUUAAACACAUGUGUAAAAUAUUUUUGAAAUCGCCCAAUAGGGGAUGCCACCGGUUCCAAACAGUGCAUUGGUCUGGCGCAACAUUGGAUCAUAAAUCAAUGACAGUUUAUCCAAACAUCAUCCUCGGUGGAUAUUUUUAAUUAAGCUGUUGAAGCAUGUCCCUGAAAUGUUUUUGCAGUUGCUCAAUAGGGGAUGACAGUGUUGCCAAAGAAGAGCGUGGCCCAGCACAGAUUUGUUUGUAAAUGAAUGAGCGUUUGUCUGAUGGUCAUAAAACCUGUUAGCUUUCUUUAAUGCAGGUAUCAGAAACUGUCAAACUUUGCAGCUUUUAACCUCUAACGGUCCAUGUUGGCUUGAACCCUGAAGUCGCCGGUUGCGGCUGUAUUUUGUUUUUGCAGUUAGUGUAACAGUAUAGUUGUGUGGACAACAGAUACAAUCAAAGUAAAUAACUGUAAAUAAUAAUGUUACAAAGUCUGAAGACACGGUCUCACCAUCACUGGAGACAUGACAGUCUGUAAUGCUGACAGAUGUUUAGAGCUGCACUGGGAUGAGAUGCAGAUAUUUAAAGUUAUAAAUGUUUGACGUACUCCUUCCUGAUUAUAAAUCUUUUAACAUGAGGAAAACUGGUGAAGAGUGGAUGUGGUGUUUGGUUGCUGCCUGUCAGGAGACACAUUGGAUAAAUACUAAAAGGUCUCAGUCAGAGGGGAGGGUUUGUCUUGUGUGAUUAACAUUGUUCAAGAACCAUGCAAGUUUUUUCCUGCAGUGUUUACAAAAUUUAAAUAAUGUGUUCUUUAGAUUUUUGCAGGCCAUUUUCACAUUCAAGCUGAACAGUUUUAGAUUUUUUGAUGUUUUUUUGAUUUCACACUAUUUUUUUUGCAACACUGAAUUUUUUGACGCUAACACUUUUUCAGAUCUUCAAAACUGUAUUUUGUUUCUAGUUUGAUGGAUUGAUCAAGACUUUUUUUGCUUUGGAUAAAUAAUGAUAUAAGACAUCAAUGAGGUUUGUUAAAUAUGGAGGAGAGCGGAAUAUAAUUUGACCUGUAGCCGAACAGUUUACAGAAUAACAGCCGCUCCUGGUAUGUGUAUCUGCAGCAGCAUCAGUGUAGGCUACGUCUCCUGUCUGUUCAUAUUCAGUCGUAUUCUCUAACAUUCUCAAGGGUCCGAAGUCUUAAUUAACUCCGCCCGCUGAUAGAAACCAAUACAUGCAGGGAGCGGUAAGAAAAAAAAACAUAAAAAAUCUAAAACAGCAGCAUGGUUUGCAAAAUGGUUAGCCAUGAUGAAAAGUACACAUGAUUAGGCCUCAUUCAUAAAUCAUGAGAGGCAGUAUGGUAUAAUUUUGCAUACAAAUGUAAAAUGCUCCUGUUGCAGCUUUAAAUAUUACUGAUGUGUGAAAAAUGGAUGUAUAUGACUGAAAAACAAAUGAUGCUCUACAGCAGGAUUAGUUGUGUUUACGCUGUAUUUGCAAGGCACCAACACUGCCAUGGUUUCUAGAUGGUUCCCUAUUCUUCACAUUGACUAAGAGUCACAUGUUCAGUCUGUGCUUCAGUGACAAGGAGUGUUCAUAUUUUGCCGGUGAUGUUUACAUUAUAGUGACAUGUUAGUGGAGUUUUACCUCACCGAGUCUGAUAAGGUGCACUUACAGCUUUCUGCCAGUGGCUUAUUUUUGUAUCCUAUUGUACGCUAAGUUAUUCACUGCCUUUUUCUACAGACUGCAACUCUUUCACAUGGGCCUUUGUUUUAACACAUUCCAAAACCAAGUAUUCACUGUUUCAAAUAUAAUAAAUGAGUGAUUGAUUCUGUAUGUUUCACUUAAAACUGAUUUUUUCUUUCUACCAAAAUGGAUGUAUUAUAUAUUUAAAUAUAACUGUACUGCUCUCGUAUACUUUCACUUGGCCUUUUUUUAAAAACUUAAAUUAAUUUUUUAGAUAUUUUUCAGCCAAAGCUGUGUGGAUGAAAUUUUGUACUUCAUCCACCUUUACAAGCAGCCAACUUUGUGCUGUCUGUGCAGGUCUAGCCAGACCGCAUCACCAGCUUCAGUACAGAUUCUAGUGUGACCAGCGAAGAACACCAUCUUGUUAUAUCCCCCCCUGCACUGCUGCUUUACUGUCACUCUAAGCGCAAGAGGGAUUUUUUUUAAAAUCUAGGUGUACAAAUGCAGCAUAUAAUGCAGCAUGAUGCUCCUGGGGGGUUUACCACUGUAUAGUUUACUGCACCGCAAGCUAGUUUAGCUGCAACAAAGAACCAGUAUGUGUGAAAGUGUCAGGACUCUGGCACCGCCAAGUAUGUAGGAACCUCACAAAAAGAUCAACGUGACUGGGAUCCAACCAGUGACUUUUCUGUCAGUCAAACCACUGUAACACCCUGCUUUGCUCUAAUAUGUCAAAGUGGGCAGCCUGUAGCGUCGUCACAAAAAGCUUCACACCAUGCACAUGUGGCUCAUAAAUGCUACCCAAAUCCUGCAAUCAAUACUAACAAAGUGAAGGUUUUUAACUUUAAGAUUUUUGUCAAGACUGACUAAGAGUUAAAGCUAAAAAAAAAAAAGUCCAGAAAUAGGCUCUGCCAGAAGAGGGGAUUCCUGCAGGGCAAAAGAUGCAAGGCAACACAAUGAAUGUUAUAUUCUACAUAUAAACUUUGUACCGAGGGGAAUAUAUUCUGAUGUAACCCCUUUGUAAACACCAAAAAUUCGAUUAGUGACUGUAGUUUACAUGUUUGCUAGGUAACUAUCAGAUUAUAGUUACAUUUAUUUUGUAAUUUAAUUACAUGUAACUCAUUUCUCCCUGACACUGGUUCUAUUGCAGUGCAUACAGUGACAUCCAAAAGAUGUUUCUUUAAUUUUGGCCACCCUAAAGUUAACAUCAGAGCUUUAACACUGGAAAAUUUGUACACCUAGCUGAAAAAAUGUAAGAUGGACAGAUUUUGGCUGAGGAAUAUUUCUUACUUACCUUUCAAAAUGGUAAAAUAUGAUUAAUGUUCCUGGUAAGAUUGGUUUAUUAUGUGUAGUGUAUUUGUAUAAUUACUGGUUAAUUAUGUACACGGUGUAAUGACAACAAGAAAGUAAAAUAGAUUGUUGGGUUUAUUCCAGCACUCAAUUUGUUAAAAGUAUUGUUUUCUGUGUGUGUGUGUGUGUGUGUGUGUGUGUGUGUGUGUGUGUGUGUGAGUGAGUGAGUGAGUGAGUGAGUGAGUGAGUGAGUGAGUGAGAGAGAGAGAGAGAGAGAGAAUGAGGAUGGGUGCACACUGGAGACACUCUGUGUCCAUGUUUCUUUGGAUGUGUGAUGUGUGAGCUGACAUGUGCCCUGUAGUCUUCCUUUAUAUUCUGGACAUAUCUACUGUUUCUUAUUGUAUUUCAGGAGAAAUCCUCAGUGCUUUUCACAGUCACUUACUGUAGACCUUUAAUUUUGUGGUUCCUUCUUCCUGAUUGUUACUCUAAGUCUAAAGCCACCAGUUUCUCACCUUUGCUCACAAAGCAAAAUGAAUCAAUAUGUGUGUACAGGUUUAUGAGAGUUUGUGUGUGUGUGCGUGCUGCUGUCAGGGAAGUGUCAGGAUGUUUAAUGUCAUUGUUUUCCACUUGUACGUGGUCGAAGCUUUCUCUGAUAAACUGAUCAAGUACCAGUCCCUGGUUACAAACAUCACUGAGCUAAGAUAUAAAUGUGUUUGUCAGCCUUGGACACGUUCACAAACUGACUGUUGGUGGGUUAUGAUUGGCUGGCUUACAACGAAGAGCUGGACAGCUGGGGAAGCUCUAAUCCAUCUCAGCUGUAACGGGUACAGUAGCUGUGUGGUGCAGGCAGCGUUUUCUUUCCUCUUGAGUGUCAGAGAAUGUAGAAGACCUCUGUUUAUAUUGCACAUUGUUCAACUGUCUCCAUGCUAAAAACACGUCCACCUCCACAUGAAAGUCUUUCUCAUUCAGUGAUCUCCAUUAUUAUAUUCAGUGUUCAUAUGUAAUGUAUCCAUAUUGUAUUGGUGCAUAUAAAUAAAGGAUACCUACAGUU